AUGUCGCCCAGUGCCCGAGUCUACUGUCCGAUAUGUCGGAAGACGUACAGUCGACUGGAUCAUUUACAACGACACCUCGCAAACCACGCUCCCUGGCGUCCAUUCGUGUGCGGCACUUGCAGUAAAGCGUUUAAGCGCAAGGACGUUCUGCGACGACAUUCAAUCAUGUGUCAUGCGCCCCCUAGGGACGGCAACGAUCUGAGAAGUGCUCCCGCAAAGGUGAGGACUAAUCGGACCGCUUGCGACCGCUGUGCGAGGUUGAAGCGAGCGUGUGAUUCGAUGAGACCCUGCAGGAACUGCGCUGAGAAGAAAGAAACCUGUUCCUACACCUGGCUCCAGGAUCAUACGCCCGAAAUUGACCUUGAACAUGCACUAGAAGCAGGACAUGAAAGAGACUGCAGCACGUUAUCAACUUCGCUUCCUUUCCCCUAUACGUCGGCACUCCAAGCCACCUGGCCUGAGGAUCGAACAGAACCACAAUCUCCUCCAGACGACUUCAGAACGCACACUUACCUGCCUCCGGGAUCCCUCGAUCCUGCAUCCGACGACAUGGAGUCGUCGUGGGCGGUCACGGAUGGAUUAUCCCCAGAUAAUGACUUCUCCACUCUUGCUCUAGGAACCGAUUUUGUUGAACGAGAACGCGACCCUCGGGAGUCCUUCAGCUUCCUUAUCCGGUUUACGAGAAAUGACGAAGGCAUGGGCGGGGCGUUUGCAAUCGACACGGAAGCAUUGAGGGAGAUUCUGCCAGAGCCGUCCUUGUCAGAGAAAGAUUCGGAUGGCUUGAGCGAAGUGGCUGAGUAUGGCGGUUCAUUGCCAUUCAACAACCGGUAUCUGCCGGAGGGGAGGCAAAUCUUCCCGCAUGGAGGUUGGGAUCACCUAGCAGACACUGUCUCCGCCACCAACCCUGGCAGGCCAGUCCAACUUCCCCUCGAAUCCUUUGCGACUUCACAAUGGGUGGAGCUUUCCACGGGUCAAAAUGCCUCCUUCGAGGGAUUGCGAUCCAAUUCCACCAGAGGUUCUCAUUCUCUGACGCGAUCUAGCACAGACUGCGAAUCGAAAUACCGUCACUUGUCGAUCAAGUCACACCAGAUCUUCACAGCGAUCAAAAAGAUGUCACUCAGCGGCCAGGGCGUGGAAUCCAUCAACAGGACAGGCGCGGACGAUUGGUCACCGUUCUUGGAGCGGGAAUGCGUGGACUUUUUCCGUCCGGCAAAUCUCCACCGCUUCCACGAGUAUUUCUGGACGCUCUGGUAUCCAAACUGCCCAACAAUACACAAACCCAGUUUCGACGCUACGACCGCACCUCAUCAAUUACUCGCUGCAAUGGCCUUGAUUGGUGCAUCCCUGUCUCCAUAUGCUAGUGAUCAUUCCCGGGCCAAGCUGUGGUUCGACGUUGUGGAAAAACUCGUCUUCUACGACGAGAGAACCUACAACGUCGAUGAGGGGAGCUGCAUUCCCUGCUUCCCGGACCAGCUAGAAGCGAGGCUUCGAGCCCUCCAAGCCGCGUACGCAGUUUGCCUCUAUCAGAACUGGGAGGGCGGGGAUGCCGCUAAAGGGAGGAUCCGGAGGCAGAGAUACAGCAUGGUAAUCUCGGUUGCCCGCGAUUUGAUGCGUUACGCCAACCAUGUGCGACUGGACUGCUUGGAUCCGCACACCUUCUCCUGGAAGGACUUCGUCGUGAAAGAGGAGGUGAUUCGAUCGAUCAUGUAUGUCUUCCUACUCGACACGGCUUUUACCAUCUUCAACAACUUCCCUCCAAGGAUGGUCCUCCGAGAAGCCACAAAUGAUUUGGCAUGUCCCGAACCUUGUUUCCAAGCCUCUACAGCGCUCGACUGCUUCAAUAAAAUCCAGAAAUGGAUUUCGCAUCCACUAUAUAAGAAAGGUAUUCCCUUCCAUGCGGCUGUCCGAAGUUUGCGACAGAAGACCCUUGACGCAGGCACUAAAGCGUACCUUUCCCAAUGCGGUGUUCUCAAUCUUUGGACCAUUGUGUCAUCCUUUCAUAGUUUCCUUUUCAACAUUGACCCAGUCUUUGGUUCUGACGCACAGUUCGAGACGUUGCGGAAUGCUAUAAUCAACUGGAGGGUCGUGUGGAAUCUACGCUUCGAGCCUGACUUCGUGGACUGCUACGGCACUCACGACCUCUGGGCCCCUCAAUGUAUGACGGAACCUGACACUCCAUGGAAAAGGAUCGGGUUUUACAGGAACGCCUCGGAGUAUUGGUUGCUGGCGCGUGUCAUGCUGGAAAAGGUGGAAUCCUUUCGAAAAACGGACGAGGCUGAGCACAGCCCUUUGGAAUGUAAAGACUCUCGUGGGACCGGAGUCCCGCUGAUCCUGUCCAAAUUUGAUGAGACCAGCAUGGAUCAGGUGAACGACUUGAUUACCAGCUUUCAACCGCUGAGAAUGAGUGAAUAA
Cladophialophora bantiana CBS 173.52 is the source of this 2412-nucleotide messenger RNA. RefSeq lists its product as uncharacterized. The coding region runs from base 1 to 2412 and encodes 803 amino acids. NCBI's taxonomy places the organism in Eukaryota, Fungi, Ascomycota, Eurotiomycetes, Chaetothyriales, Herpotrichiellaceae. Gene Ontology annotation, cellular component: chromatin. Gene Ontology annotation, biological process: regulation of transcription by RNA polymerase II; DNA-templated transcription. The record is from RefSeq and is a predicted model, not a curated record. Gene Ontology annotation, molecular function: DNA-binding transcription factor activity, RNA polymerase II-specific; zinc ion binding; RNA polymerase II cis-regulatory region sequence-specific DNA binding. The transcript has a single exon.